Messenger RNA from Gadus macrocephalus (Pacific cod), 5636 nucleotides. It is a transcript of the gene tdrd7b, whose product is annotated as tudor domain containing 7 b. Bases 69 to 3785 code for a protein of 1238 amino acids. NCBI's taxonomy places the organism in Eukaryota, Metazoa, Chordata, Actinopteri, Gadiformes, Gadidae. Gene Ontology annotation, biological process: lens morphogenesis in camera-type eye; lens fiber cell differentiation; spermatogenesis. The record is from RefSeq and is a predicted model, not a curated record. The transcript is spliced from 20 exons.
GUGUGUGUGUGUGUGUGUGUGUGUGAGCCGAGCUAUGCUGGGUGGGGUUUGAUGUUAACUUGUGUUUGAUGUUAACUCGAGUCACUUUAUCCUCACACAAGGUUUGUAACGUAUGCGGCGGAUCACUUUGGAUAACAUUGAAACUAACAGAUGACAGGACGUGCGAACCGGUUAGAAAGUUAGAAACAACAAUGGUGGACGCGGAGCUGGUGAAGAAGAUGCUCCGGGAGGUCCUUCAGGCGAACCCGGCCGGGGUGUCCCUGUCCCGCCUGACGGCCCAGUACAAGGCCCUGACCCAGGAGCACAUACCCCACAGGCUGCUGGGCCAUGACCAGCUGGAGGGCCUGCUGGCCAGCAUGCCCUCUGUCGUGCGGACCGAGCGCCCCCGUGGAGGAGAGACGGCGUACUUUGCGGCGGCCAGCGGAGAGACCAAGGUGGCCAAGGUGGUGGCCCGACAGCGAAGCUCCAAGAGGACGGGCCCCGCCCACCUGGUCAACACCCAGAUGAGGGUGAAGCCCGCCGUGCCGCUCAUCCUCAACGGUAGGCCUCCGUCAGCACGGCGCUCGGGGGUUGUCUUUAGAAGGAAAGUGAAGAAGAGGAGGAAGACGGUUAGGAGGGAGAGGCAUCAUGGCGGGAGACACAUGUGUCGCUCAUACCAAUCGGAGGGCAAGCCUGGGCUGCAUCCAAAUAAGCCUCCCAACCAGAACUCGCCCAGCAAGAAGCCAACCACGCCCACGGAGAAGCUGGACAGGAGGAUGACCCUCCCGUCCCGGUUCCAGAAGGAGCUCAAUGCUCACCUCUCCAGGAACCCUCAGCCACCCACCCCAUCCAGCCCCAACGAGGGCGGCCGCGGGAAGGCUGGGGGCACGCCGCAGGUCCAGGCCCACCUCAAGGAGAUCCUGGCCAAGUACAGCAACGGCUUCUGGGCCUCCAAGCUGCCCCACACCUACAAGGAGCUGUACCAGCAGGAGCUCCCCGCCGGAGUGCUCCAAGACCUGGAGGCCUGGACGCACAUCUGCACUGUAGAGAGACCCUGUAGCAGCAACCGGUCCGAGCUGCUCCUCUACCCCGCAAAGGAACCAAUUACCCCCACCCCACCACCCUCCUCCUCCUCCUCCUCCUCCUCCCCCCCGUCCUCCCCCCCAUCCUCCCCCGCCACCCCCGUGGACACUCGCACCGACAGGCCCCCAAUGCGCCCUCCCGCCCCUCCCAACCACCGGACCCCCACCUCCACCGCCCAUCCCAUUCCUCGGACCCCACCCUCCGCGGCCCCCCCAGCCCGCCCCAGCCCCCGACACCCACCUCAACCCCAGUCCCACUCUCCCUCCCCUUCCCCUUCCCCCUCCCCAUCCACCUCCUCCCCCGGCUCCCCCCCAGGCCUCACCCCCCAAGGCCUCACCCCCCCAGGCCUCACCCCUGAGCUGCGGCGGCGGCUGGAGGAGCUGCUGCAGAAGUACCCCAGCGGCCUGUGGACCCACGCGCUUCCCAAGCUCUUCAAGGACACCUACAAGACCAAAUUGCCCGGACACAUCCUGGAGAACCUUGAGCUGCUCUCCACCUUCUGCACCAUCGACUACCCCAUGCCGGACAACCCAAAGCGGGCCAUCCUGUACCGGAGGAGCAGUGGAGGAGGGGGGGGAGGAGGAGAAGGCCGUGAGGACCCCCGGCGUCGGGGCUCGGCACCGGGCGAGGAGCAGGAGGGGAAGCAGCGCGCGGAGCAGAGGGAGGCAGGGAGAUCUCGGCUGAGCGGCCGGGCCUCGCCUCCUCCUCCGCCUCCUCCGCUCCUAAUCCCCCGGGAGGAGUACCCCUCUGUGCUGGUGGUGGAGGCCAGCAACACCAACACAGUGCUGCUCAGGUACAUCGGAGAAGGCUACUCCCUGGCCCAGGAGUCCAUGGAGGACGAGAUGAGGGAGUGUUACGGCUCCUCCUCCUCCUCAUGCUCCUCCCCCGCCGUGGGGCAGCUGGCCGCCGUGCUGGCCGAGGAGGAGGAGGAGGUGCUGCGGGCGCAGGUCUGCGAGGUCAUGGGAGACAAGGUCAAGGUCUUCUACGUAGAUCACGGCUUUUCGGAAGUGAUCAGUAAAACCAAAGUGUUUGAACUCCACAAGAAGUUCUCCAAGCUGCCUUUCCAGGCCACCAAGUGUCAGCUAGCGGGCCUGGAGCCCUUCAGCCAGGAGCCCCUGGUCCUCGAGACCUUUGAGGCCAUGGCCGGCGGCAAGAUCCUAUUGGCCGAGAUCCUGGAGCGAGGCCCCGUGCCGCUGGUCGUCCUGUACGACACGUCUCAGGACGACGACCUCAACAUCAACGCCGCCUGUCUCAAGGCCCUGCGGGACAAGACACUGGCCAGCCCCUUACAGGGGAACAAGGUUUACACGAACGUGGUGGUGAGCAGCGUGUGUUCGGACGGGACCCUCUACUGCCAGCCGCCCUCCAGGGGCCUGACCCUACUCACUGAGACUCUGGAGCGCACCGAGGCCUACCUGCACUCACAGGUGACCUCGGACUUCCUGGUCUCCAGGCCCUUCUGUGGGAAGCGCUGCCUGGCACGCUACAAAGGGAAGUGGUCCCGCGUGGAGAUCACCAACCUGCACGGCAGCCGUGUGCUGGACCUGCUCUUCGUGGACCUGGGGGUGCAGGCGUCCGUGGAGGUCUUCGAGCUCCGAGAGAUCCCGCCGCAGUUCCUCCGAGACCUCACCACCAUCCCACCACAGGCCGUACGUUGCCGUCUGGCGGAGCUGGACCUGGGUCUGGGGGCCUGGAGCCCUGAGGCCGUCCAGUGGCUCCGAGAGAGGGCUCUCAGCUCCCCGAGCUGCUCCAUCAAGGUGGCCAAGGUGGAUGGCGCCAAGCGCUGCGUUCACGUGCACCUCUUCACCGACAAGAGCUCCACUGAUAACGAGCACAGCCUGAACCGCCAGAUGCUGCAGUCGCAGCUGUUUAGGCAGCAGCCGGACGCCUACCUCACCAGCCACAGGUCACUAAAGGGCAACGUGAAGGCACCUUCCCCCCCGGCAUCCUCGACCACCAAGGGCAGCGUGGAGGCCACCAACGGGAGCUCCGGGCCCCCCGCCCAGCCCCCGCUGAGGAGGACUUUAUCUGGGCUGGGCUCCAGAGGAAGAGGAGGGGACGGAGGAGGCGGAGGAGGAGGAGGGGGGAUGAGCCCCCUUGGUACUGGCUCUCCGACUCCUCUCCAGCUGCCCCCACUGUUGGAGCUCCCCCCAGUGGGCAGCAACAUGGACGCCUACGUGUCGGUGGCCUGCCACCCGGGCCACUUUGUGCUGCAGCCCUGGGGGGAGCUGUACAAGCUGGUGGCCCUGAUGGGGGAGAUGAUCCUGCACUACAACCAGACGGAGGACCCCCCCAUGCAGGUGGAGAAGCACCACAUCUAUGCCGCCAAGGUGGAGAACAACUGGCACCGGGUGCUGGUGAAGAGCGUGCUGACCAACGGCCUAGUGUCCGUGUACGAGCUGGACUAUGGCCGCCAUGAACUGGUGGGCCGCGCCCUUUUGCGGACCCUCACCCCGGAGUUCAGACGCCUCCCCUUCCAGGGGGUCACCGCCCAGCUCGCGGGGGUGCGGCCCCGGCAGUGGUCGGAGGAGGCCUCCAUCGUGUUCAGGAACCACGUGGAGAAGCGGCCCCUGGUGGCCCAGCUGGAGUCAGUGACGGAGGCAGCGUGCGCCUGGGACCGGAGGCUCAGCGUGUACCUGGUGGACACGUCGCGGGAGGAGAGCGACGUCUGGGUGCAUGACAUUAUGACAGAGGUGGCCGAGGACCUGGCCAGCGCGCCGUGAGGAGGCCGCGGGCGCGGCCGGAGAGCCACCGCCGGGCCCCGUGUCCCCCACUCGUUUGUGUGCUGCUUGUUUUGAUCCUUAAAAGAAGAGAUGGAAGUCUGAGCUGCUUCUUGUGCACCGCUGAACAUGGACGAAAGGAAGCAGAGGUUUUUAUGGGUGGGGUAUGGUUGUGUUAAGUGGAAGGGAGCUAUGGCUGAAGGUGAUGAGGUCCUCCCUGCUUUCUAGUUGUGUUCUGGGCUGUGCGCCGCUUAUCUUGUGAUUGUUGAUACGAUACACAUGCUUUGCUUUGCACAUUUAUCCACUUGACGUGGACCACACAGCGAGACCACUUUAGGUGCACACACACACACACAUACACACACACACACACACACACACACACACACACACACACACACACACACACACACACACACACACACACACACACACACACACACACACACACACACACACACACACACACACACACACACACACACACACACAUACCCCUCUGCUAGAUGAGGCUUCUAUUCCAAAAGCUGACUUAGGUUGGUGCAUCCAUGUAAUGUGUUGGCUGUCAUGCUGGUGGGGGUUGACUAGGAAUCAGCCACCCUUUGAGCCUGUGGGAGAGAGGGGUUCCCCACUGCUGGGACCACUGUGGACUCCAGACAACGCCGGACCAAAUGCAGGACAUAGCGAGAAGGGUAUUCUGGGCUAAAGAAUAAAGCGACAAAGAGGUGCCUCUGAGAUAUUGAGUGAUUCCGUUUACAGACAUCUCACCGGCCAGGAAGAUGGAGACAUGAAUGUAAACCACUUUCAGCCUUUCUCCACUUAUGCAAACCAGUCCUGUUCUGCCCGCUUUGUUUACCUGGUUGAAUAUGAACGCAUUCAUUUAUCUAACUAGAAAGAAGAUAUUCCGCGUGUUUGAAUGUGUUGGAUGGACGUUACUGACGAGUUGAGGGUCAAAUAUCCAGUUUUUAAAUGGCCGUUGGACACAAUGUCAGUUGUGGAGUUUUACGGAUUGAAGCUUAUGUCCGUAGUUUUGCUUUGGUGUAGAUUAGAAGAUGAGAUAACAUUUAGUUUAUGUUUUACCCUUUAAUAUACAUUGUAGUUUGUUAAGCAAAUGCAUGAUGAACAAUUGGAUACACAGUCAAUUCAAGAAGGUAAAUUGCAAAAUCAAUAUUAGUUGUUUUUAAGUGACCAGGAUGUGCAAAGAAAAUCUCCUUGUUUUGUAAAAGAAAAUGAAAAGAAUAUGCUGUGUUAGGGUUGAAAAAAAACUAUUUGCUGUGAAUGUGUGUUGAAGCCCAUUUCCACACUUUGUAUCUAUAUUGCCACUAUAUUUACCUCCUUUUCUCUUUCAACACUAAGGCCAAUUCGGCAUCCACUUUGUAUUUCUCUCAAAUUACUUAACUGUCUCUCCAAAUGAUGUGAAUUACUUCGUUACUGUAUAAGCUGGAGUCUCAAGACUCACAAAUUAUGCUUAGGAAUGCUCUAUGGAACAAUUUUGAAAGCAGAAUUGGCACAUAUAACUUAAUAGUAAAUAUAUUGUUUUACAGAUAGUUUUACUAUUAGAAAUUAAUAAUAUAUGAAUACGUUUGACGAUUCGGUUUGUUCCUACAACUCUUAACACGUUAAACCUUUUGCAAACGUGUUGUCACACGAAAGCAUGCGUGAAUAAAUGAGUAUAAUUGUGUUAUUUCCCCCCCGGCUUGAUAACUGCAAAUGUUUGUCAUUCUUUAAAACGACAGUCCUCGACAAAGCUGCUUUAAGCUGCAUUAUGGUUAGUAAAUUAUGAGAUUAUAGUGACAUGAGUUUGAAUUGCUGUGUUCAUUUAUUCUCUGAAUAAAAGCCCAUUAUUUAAUGGUU